This is a messenger RNA of Dovyalis caffra, 996 nucleotides long. Lineage: Eukaryota; Viridiplantae; Streptophyta; Magnoliopsida; Malpighiales; Salicaceae. The record is from the annotation of a GenBank genome assembly.
AUGAGUGUAGAUACCGAAACUCCUCAAGUGCUGACUAAUGAAGGAAUUGUGGAAGAAGCUUGGGAGAUUGUUAAUGAUAGCUUUCUUGAUACUGGUCGAAGUCGCAGGACUCCUCAAACUUGGCAGCAAAAAAGGGGAGAUAUUUUAAGCAGUUCGAUUCAAUCGAGAGCGAAAGCCCAUGAUUUAAUUAGAAGGAUUUUGGCUAGUCUAGGUGAUCCUUACACGCGGUUUCUUGCACCUGCUGAGCUCUCGAAGAUGGGGAGGUAUGACAUUUCUGGUACUGGAAUAAACCUUAGGGAAAUUCCUGAUAAGAAUGGAGAGGUGAAACUGAAAGUUCUUGGAUUAUUACUUGACGGGCCUGCUCAUUCUGCCGGUGGGGAUGAAUUGUUAGCUGUUAAUGGAGUGGAUGUCAAAGGGAAAUCAGCAUUUGAAUUAUCAUCUUUGUUACAAGGCCUAAAUGAAACAAUUGUGAAGCAUGGAAAUUGUGGACCUAUUCAAUCUUUAGAAGUUCAGAGACAACUUGUUGCUCGAACCCCCGUCUUUUAUCGAUUGGAACAGAUAGAGAACAGCACCCCUUCUGUUGGGUACAUACGCUUGAAAGAAUUCAAUGCAUUGGCUAGAAAAGAUUUGGUUAUUGCAAUGAAGCGACUUCAAGACAGGGAUGCCUCAUAUUUCAUUCUGGACCUGAAAGAUAAUCUUGGCAGAUUAGUACAGGCUGGAAUUGAAAUUGUGAAGCUGUUUCUGAAUGAAGGGGAGAAGGUAGCACUGGGCAUGGUCUCUACCAUUAAAGUUGAAGAUCAAAGCUUCAUGAUUGAGAUAAAAUGUCAUUUCUUAUUUAAGUAUUUGUUGUUUCGCUAUCAUUAUGGUAGUGAUGAGGCGGACAACGUGGAAUACUGGGUGUUUUCUGUGAUCAAGAUAAUAAGAUGGGAUUGGUGCCUUCGUGGCAAAGGAAGAGUAGAGCCAGUGGCAGAGUGUAACAUGACGAUUGACGAGUAA